Closterium sp. Yama58-4 is the source of this 1755-nucleotide messenger RNA. NCBI's taxonomy places the organism in Eukaryota, Viridiplantae, Streptophyta, Zygnematophyceae, Desmidiales, Closteriaceae. The record is from the annotation of a GenBank genome assembly.
AUGGCGCUGGUGCUGAUUUGCGGCCAGCCGUGCAGCAGCAAGUCUACGAUAGCGAGGCAGCUUGUAGCGGCUCUCGAGGCUGCUAUUAACGAGCAGCAGAAUAGCGCUCCCGGCGAUAGAAGAUUAAGUGUUGUCCUCCUAGGCGAGGAGCAGCUUCACAUAGGCCGAGACGAUGGCUACCAAAAUAUGGUGGCCGAGAAGAAUCUGCGAGGAUCGCUGCGAUCUGAAGUGGAUCGUGCGGUCGGCAAGGAUCGAAUCGUGAUCGUCGAUUCGCUGAACGCCAUCAAGGGCUAUCGCUACGAGCUGUGUGGGCCGCAAUCGCUGGGACUCGCCCUCUUUGAACUUCAUCCAGCCACCGAGCAAGCAGCAGAGGAGGCAGAGCGGGUUAUAGGCGAGGUGGUGACACUGCUGGUGGGAGGAAGUGGAGCAGCAAACGGACAGGGGCGAGCAGGCAGAGCAUUGCAACCAACAGUUGCCACUCAAACAGCUACACCGUCAGAUGCCAAUGUGCUCUAUGAGAUGGACCGGGCCACAAAGGAGGUGAUAUCUGCCGUGAUGGAUGCUCAGGCAUCGCUAGGAGGCGCCUCAUCACCAUUUACUGUAAACUUGGGACCAAAUAACAACAUAGGCAGGAUGGUGGCCGCAGGAACAACCGUGAAGGACGUGUCGCCGCAUGCGUUCGUCAAGGCGUAUGCGGCUCACUUGAAGCGCACAGGCAAGAUUGAGGUUCCCACAUGGGCUGACAUCGUCAAGACAGGAACCUACAAGGAACUUGCGCCCUAUGAUCCCGAUUGGUACUACAUCCGCGCUGCCUCCAUGGCUCGCAAGGUGUACCUGAAGCCUGGCGUUGGAGUCGGUGCCUUCAAGAAGAUCUACGGCGGGCCGAAGAACAACGGGUCGCGGCCGUCGCACUUCUGCAGGAGCAGCGGGUCCGUCGCCCGGCACGUGCUGCAGCAGCUCGAGUCCAUCGGCAUCGUCGAGCAGGACGCCAAUGGUGGGCGUCGCAUCACCUCUGACGGGCAGCGUGAUCUUGACCGCAUUGCUGGACGAGCUGCUGCUGCUGCUGUGGAAGCAUCCGACAAGAUGCAGGGCGCCGAGGUUUCGAAGCAGGUGCAGCAGAUGGUCGAGUUUAUCCGUCAAGAGGCGGAGGAGAAGGCUAAUGAAAUUGCUGUUGCUGCGGAAGAGGAGUUCAACAUUGAAAAGCUGCAGCUCGUAGAGGCGGAGAAGAGAAAGAUCCGUCAAGAAUAUGAGCGCAAGGAGAAGCAAGUCGAGAUCGCGAAGAAAAUCGAUUAUUCCAAGCAGCUGAAUGCCUCGCGACUGAAAGUGCUGCAAGCUCAGGACUCCAUUGUCAAAGAGAUGAAGGCUGCAGCAGAGAAAGAGCUCUUGAAGGUUUCUAGUGACACGAAGAAGUACACUGAACUGUUGAAGGAUGUGAUUGCUCAGGGACUUGUGCGCCUGAACGAGUCUGCGGUACAGCUUAGAUGCCGUGAAGCUGAUGUUGCUGCUGUGAAAGCUGCUCUGCCCGGCGCUAUCCAGGAGUAUGUAACUGUAACCAAGCAAACAGCGCCGACAGUGGACGUGGAUACUGUCAAGUUUCUGCCUGCUGCACCCCACUGUGCCGGAGGUGUUGUAAUGGCUUCUAAGGAUGGUCGUGUGGUCUGCUCCAACACACUCGAUGCUCGUCUUGAGAUUGCAUUCAAGCAAAAUCUUCCUGCCAUCCGUGCAUCCAUGUUCAAGACAAGUGUGGUCUCCUAA